This is a messenger RNA of Xylaria bambusicola, 2399 nucleotides long. RefSeq lists its product as uncharacterized. The coding region runs from base 46 to 1836 and encodes 596 amino acids. The record is from RefSeq and is a predicted model, not a curated record. The transcript has a single exon. Lineage: Eukaryota; Fungi; Ascomycota; Sordariomycetes; Xylariales; Xylariaceae.
UUUCAAACACGCCGUCUACCAACUUCUAAUACUAAAUUCGAGACAAUGGUGCAGCGGAAACUUGACUACUACUUUCAGCGCAGAUCAAUUGAGCCAAAGAUAUCAUCAUCAUCAUCGUGCACCCUGUCCUUUCUAGACUUUCCUUAUCACGUUCGUCACCGCAUCUAUGUUCUCGCUGGGCUCGUGCGGUUUUGCCCCAUCAACCUCAACCAAGAAGGACCCCGCAGUCGAAUCUGCAUCAGCAUAAAUGAUGAACCUUCUGAUUACGCCUGCUUUUUCGAGUCUAGAAAGUUUCUGGGACGUCUCUAUACGAUCGACUGCAUACCCGGCUGCUAUUGCCCGCCAUUUCCCUUUGCCCUCCUAUGCGUCUCUCGAGCCAUUUCCGAGGAGGCGCUGCGGAUUCUCUAUUCGGAGAACUCGUUCACUACUAGCAGGAGUGAUUCAUGGGGUUUGAAGCCUCUGCAGAACCUCAGUCCCUCUACGUUAUCAUGUCUUCGCACAUUGACCAUCCGUCUGAACACUUGUCAGUGUUUCUACCGGCAACGAUUUAUUUUCUUGGAAAACCACCAAAACGUAGACUCUCAGCCUCUAUUUCAGUGUCACCCCUGGUGCCAACAGUAUGGGCACCAUGAUCGACCUCUUCGAAGUCGGGCGAGGCAACAUGCGACUCUUUUACAGGAAUGGAAGGCUGUUGUGAACAGACUAGCUAUCCACUGUCACCUAGAAUUAUUGCGCCUUGACCUGGUCUGCGAUACCGAAGACAUUGAGACUGCUCAUCACGUCAUCGAUAGCUUGUCGCCCAUCCAGAACCUCAGAGCUUGCUCCAUUCGCCUGAGCCAAAAGCCGAGCUGGGAGCAUUCUGCCCUUGCACAACGGGCCGUCUCUCGCCUACUGGGUCGCCUGCCUGAGCAACUUCCACAGAAUAAGCUAAACACAUAUCAUCUUCCAGCAGAAAUACUUAUACGCAUCCUAGAGUAUUCAGAGCUUGUCGCGCCCUUUGAUCUCGAAUGGAGCCCCGACCGUGGUCUGGUGCCCUUCGACUGCUGCAAGGAAUGCACGGAAACAUUGGAUUGUUGCACGUGCUCUCAUUACCACGGCUCCUAUUCUGGGAGCUGUACAUGUUGGAGGAUGCCAUUGUCUAUACUUCUUGUCAGUCGCCAAGUCAAUGAUAUCGCCAAGACCAUAUUUUUUCAGCGGAAUCGUUUUAUCGUUCUACCAAGAGGCGGCAGACUUAAUGACAUGCUGUCUUGCGAAGACGAAUGUCCUCCGCUCAUACAGAUGUUUCAAAGACUGCCACCUGAUACUACAUUCCUCCUUCGCUCAAUUGGCCUUGUCUUCCCGUCUCCCCCGUCCGAGAUAGAUUCUCCAUUCGCAAACGUAUUGGGCAAGUGGGAAGAGACCGUCAGACUACUCGCCGCCGCGUGUGAUACCCAAAAGCUCAGCCUCGCUCUAUUCAUUGGCCCUGAAUAUUUGAACAGGGAAUGUAAAUGGGAGCUAUCUAGACGCCCAUCAAGCCCGUCGCUUCAGGCCCUAACAGUUCGCCUAAGAGAGGUACAGGGCCUCCAAGACCUCUUCAUCUAUAUAAAAUGGCCAAAGUACACCGCAUGGGAUGGCUCGGUCAGAUACUCUGCUGCAUUAGAAAAAGAGGUUCUUGGACCGGGCUACGACUCCAAGAUCAGAGGGAAGUGGAUUCAUGUCGCUCGAUUAUGGUACGAUGGAGAAACAAGAGAAGGGCGCUCUGUCUUCGCGCCAGAUGGCCGCAGAAUCUGGCCAAGACCUUACCAUGAAGACGCCUACGGUCUACUACACGUUCGUCAAAUUUACACUCAUGCAUAAUCUCAUAAUUCAUGUAAUGGAUACGGGGUAGUGGGAGGAGGAUAGACACCAAACUUGCCCCGCGUUGGUCUGAUUGUGGCCCCUGUCGCGCGGAUACCGCCUCUGGGAUUACCUGGUAGCGGUGAGCUGGAUUGGCAGUCUUCUUGACGACAUUCUUCCAUCAUAUUUAAACAAACACUUGAGAGAGCAAAGGGAGGGAAGCGCGACACUUUAUUGAUGGAAUGAGGGUCAUGUCUCGUAUCUAGAUAUCGUCAAGGCUUUUUUAAUGCCAGGAGCUGACUAGUCCGCUGAGUCAUUCAGUACAUGACACUGUUGCUCUCGUCUACCAAGUCGCGCUAAUUAGCCAUCUGAUUAUCUACCGACGGUCGCGUCCGCUCCCGUAAGCACGUCUCCAGAGUAAAUCUAAGCUACAAGGCAACUUCUAGUUAUUGGGCACUGAGCUAGUCACUAAUAGCGUUGUGGCAUGGAUCUCAGUACUAACAUAGCACUGAUAAAUACAAGACGCCAAGACAAUGUGACCAGGAUGAUAAUCAUCCGAUUGUAGCAGUAUUGCUAAUCUGGGG